Molecule: messenger RNA, 1968 nt
Organism: Cyclocybe aegerita
Lineage: Eukaryota; Fungi; Basidiomycota; Agaricomycetes; Agaricales; Hemipholiotaceae
Source: the annotation of a GenBank genome assembly
AUGGCACAAAUGUACGGGAAGGAGAAAGACGCAGAGCAAACUGCAGACCACACAGACCCGGGAUUCAUCACUUUUUUCAACAGCCUCGCACCCAAAUCUCCCGAAACCGGGACGCUUCGCCUUUUCUAUCGAGCAUCGAACGAUUUUUGGGCUGCCUAUGGUCCCGACGCAACGUUUGUUGCUCAGCACGUAUUUCACACCAACUCUGUCGUUAAGUAUCUUGGUGCUGGAGCACGUCUGCUUCCAAGCGUUGCUUUGAAGACAUCGGUCGCACACUCACUUCUUCGAGAUGCCUUGACUUCGAAGCAGCUCCGCGUGGAGAUUUGGGUACCUGAAGCUGGUCAGGGCAAGAAAUGCCCCAAGUUUCGUUUGGACAAAGAGGCUUCUCCGGGUAACCUACAAGCGGUAGAAGACCUCCUCUUUAUGAACUCAGAUAUUAUAUCUUCCCCAAUUGUAAUGGCCAUUAAGCUGGCGACUGCUCCAAUGGAUUCCGCAAGGCUCAGGUCUGUUGGAGUUGCAUUUGCAGACACAACGGGGCGAGAAAUAGGCGUGUCAGAUUUCAUCGACAAUGACCUUUUUUCCAACCUUGAGUCUCUGGUGAUUCAGUUGUCCGUCAAGGAGGCUAUCAUCCCCACUGGCACAACCGCCGGAACCACGGACCGCGACGUAGACCUCAAGAAGCUGAAGGCAGUUCUUGAUCGAUGCGGUGUGGUUGCUACAGAAAGGAAACCCAGCGAGUUCACAGUGAAAAACCUGUCGUCUGACCUACCCCGGCUUCUCAAAACCACCGAUUCUCAGUCAAGCACUGCUGAUGCUGCUGAUACCAUUCCACAACUCUCCCUCCCGACAGCACCAUCUGCUCUCUCUGCGCUGAUUCUCUACCUUUCUCUGCUCAGCGACCCUAGCAAUCAUGGGAGCUACUCUCUCCGAACCCACGACUUAUCGCAAUAUAUGCGUCUCGACGCCAGCGCACUACGAGCCUUGAACUUGGUCGAGGGUCCGGGGAAGACCGGUGGCCGUGAUACGACCCUCUUUGGUAUCUUGAACAAAUGCAAGACGGCUCAAGGCUCUCGACUGCUAGGGACUUGGCUCAAGCAGCCCCUGGUUAAUCUGCACGAAAUUCAUAAGCGCCAGAACCUUGUAGAGAUUUUCGUAGAUGAUACAAACAGUCGCAGAACUCUCCAGGAUGAAUACCUAAAAGCUAUGCCAGAUCUCAACCGUAUCUACAAAAGGUUCCAGAAAGGUGUCGCCUCUUUGGAAGAUGUCGUUCGUGUAUAUCAAGUUGUCCUAAAGUUGCCUGGAAUGGUCGAAGCUCUUGAGAGUGUGCAAUGUGAGGAAGAGGGCAACUCAGGCUUGGUCGAGGAAGAAUCAGCCACAAGUCUGGAAAAGUAUGGCGAGAUGGUGGAACAGACACUCGACUUGAGCGAGCUCGACAACCAUAACUAUGUCAUCAAGCCGGAUUAUGACCCCAGGCUGCAGGAACUGGCGGAAAAGCUCUCUCAAGUGCGCGACGGCCUCGACGCAGAGCACCACAAGGCUGGUGGAGACCUGGACAUGGAGUUGGACAAGAAGCUCCAUCUCGAAAACAACCAGGUCUAUGGAUACUGUUUCCGCCUUACUAAAAAUGAUGCGAAGAAGCUGUCGAAAAAGUAUAUCGAGCUUGGCACCACGAAGAGCGGAGUAUAUUUCACGACCUCAAAGCUGAAGCAACACGCAGAGGAUUUCAAGGAGGCGUCGGCUGCCUAUUCUCGCACGCAAAGCGGCCUUGUCAAAGAAGUCGUUGAGAUCGCAGCAACCUAUGGACCUGUCUUCGAGACGCUAAAUGGCCUUCUGGCAAAUCUUGAUGUCAUUCUGAGUUUUGCGCAUGUUUCAGUCAACGCACCGAUUUCUUAUAUCAAGCCAAAAAUAGUGCAGAAAGGCAUGCUAGAAAUCAGAUAUCCUAAAUUUACUUCACUUACGAGCUCUUAA